AUGCCACCCUCGCCGACCGUCUCUGCCAAGGAUUCACUCCGCGCUCCGACCUCGGCGCAUUUGUCCAUUGAACAAACCUCAGACACGGCUCGCCUCCCUGAAGAUACACCCUCCUCCGUGACGCUGCCAGCGAACGCGUCCCUUGACAAAGUCUGCGUCCUGCUGAAGGAGAUUCUUGACGAAUUCAAGAAGCGCCCACAAGCGGCGGGCGAAGCUGCCAUCACCACCACCACCACCACCACACUCCUCCUCCUCCUCCUCCUCCUCCGUCAAACUACGGUGUCGUUGUUCUCCGCGGCCCAGUUCUCAGACCUCGACCACGACCACGACGAUGACUGCUCGACCGGCGCCUCCCUCGACCCAUACGGCCCCAUAGACAUAAACGAGGACAUCCCUAUGCAACUCGACCCCGCCGUCGAGAGCCCCAUGGUUGCCGGCUGCCCCCUUCCAGAGCCCAUGGCAAGGGCCCCGUAG
Molecule: messenger RNA, 474 nt
Organism: Epithele typhae
Lineage: Eukaryota; Fungi; Basidiomycota; Agaricomycetes; Polyporales; Epitheliaceae
Exons: 5
Coding region: 1-474 (157 amino acids)
Source: RefSeq, a predicted model, not a curated record